This is a messenger RNA of Eimeria mitis, 888 nucleotides long. RefSeq names its product Microneme protein etmic-2/7h, related. NCBI's taxonomy places the organism in Eukaryota, Apicomplexa, Conoidasida, Eucoccidiorida, Eimeriidae. The transcript has 4 exons. Bases 1 to 888 code for a protein of 295 amino acids. The record is from RefSeq and is a predicted model, not a curated record.
AUGGCUCGCGCUUUUUCCGUAAUCGCUUUGGGCCUGCUUUUUUCCUUGCCUUCGAGUUUGGCAAUCAGGACAAAAGUACCAGCGGAUGAGCCUCCGGCUACUGAUUCGGCACUUACCUCUAGUGCUUCGGUCCAGCGCCACUCUAGUUCAGUCGGAUUAGUUGAAGCAAACUGCGGUAGAUUAAGCGUUCGUGGCGGUCUGAAAGUGGGUGAAACUCUGAAAAUUACCGCAAAUGGAUGGGAAGACGGUAAUUCUGAUUUUGUUGUUGAGAUAGCGACUGAUAAUUCUCAGUCCAUGGCUCAGGCGAGAGAUUCACCAGUUGAAGGAGGCGCUGGUUUAGCUGGAGGGGGCAGUCAAGGAGGGGACGGUGCUGCAGGAGGUGCAGGCGAUGGUGGGAGCAUUAAGGAACAACCGUCAAUUCCAAUUGUCGGUGUCCGCAUUCCUGCCUCCACAAAUGAAGAUGGAAGUUCACGGCAACCGUCAGUGUUGCUCUACAGGAGAGGUGAGUCGACUCCAAAGGAGCUCCCGUUGGAUUCUCCAGCCGGGCCGACUUCGCCGUUUAUGGUCAUCUUUCACCAGAAAUCACAAGCAGAGAUGACUGUCCGACUCUUCACUUGGGUAUCGAGCGGAAGUGGAGCCGGCGGUUCAUGGCACGAGGCGUCUAUGGAUGUUAGUGUUGGGUUGAUCCACCGCGACGUCUUGGUCGCCACAAGCGAUUGCAAGCCUCAAAGCCUUCGACUGUAUGGAUCAGCAUCUGCGGACUUGGUGACGCCCGGCGAGGAUAUGUGUCAGGCAGCUGAACCGCAGCUACUGAGUUUGACUGCUUCGCCCCCGGGUGGAUCCCAAUCAGUUCUCGAGGCACCUUCGGAUGCGUCGGAGGACGUAUAG